CGAGUGAAGCGGUAGGACGCGCGUAAAAUAGCACCACGUAAUGGCGGCUACAUCUUCUAACGGUGAGAUCUUGAAUAGGAACGCUUCCGGUUCUGCGAGUGGCGCAAACAGUGUUGGUGAUCCCAAGAUUUCCCAGCUCAAUUCAGAAAUGAAAAGUGAAGGUGCUGACAUGGAGCUCGAAGGGAUUUCGGCGGAAAAGGCCGGCGAGUACGUUCGUGAGCUGUUACAAGAAAAGCAAUCUCUGGAUUCGUCGCAAUGGCCGCAUGCUUUACGACUUUUGGAUCAAGAGGUGACCAAGGAGGUGGCCCAGGUUCAGGCGCUGGGCAAGCCCAUCCCCAAGGAGAGCAAAUACGUGGACAUCUACCGCGAGAAGCCCAUCCGGGUGGCCGUCAAGGUGCUGGUGCCCAUCAAGGAGCACCCCAAGUUUAACUUCGUUGGGAAGUUGCUGGGACCAAAAGGCAAUUCCAUGAAACGUCUUCAAGAGGACACAAUGACCAAAAUGGCGGUCCUUGGCCGAGGGUCCAUGAAGGACAAGCAGAAGGAGGAGGAGCUUCGCGCCUCGCUCGACCCCAAGUACGCGCACCUCAGCGACGACCUGCACGUGGAGAUCACGGCCUUCGCGCCGCCGGCCGAGGCUCACGCGCGCAUCGCCUACGCCCUCGCCGAGCUGCGCAAGUACCUGAUCCCCGACUCGAACGACGAGAUCCGGCAGGAGCAGAUGCGCGAGAUGGAGCUGAUCCAGACGGUGGUGGAGCCCGGUCCCAACGGCACGCAGUCGGUGCGGCGCGUGGUGCGCGGGGGGGUCGCGGCGCUGCGGGGUCGCGGCGCGUCCUUGCGCGGCGGCGGCGGCGUCUCGGCGGCGGCGCUGCGUGGCGGCGGCGGGGGCGGCGGCCUGGCCAUGCGCGGCGGCCGAGGGCUGCUGUCGCCGCCUCCGGGCUCGCUGAUGCCGCCGCGCGGCGUGGUGCCGCCGCCGGCGGGAGUCAGGAAGCCGCUGGCGCCGCCGCCGUCGCUGCUGCCGCGGCCCCUGCCCACCAAGACGAAGGUGCUCAGCAUCCUGGACCGCGCCCGCGUCGCCAUGGAGGAGAGCUACGGCUGCGAGGAGGAGCUGGCGGGCGGCGAGCCGGGCUUCUACGAGCCCUACGACGCCUACAACGCGACCGGGUACUCCGGUUAUGAUGACUACGAUGAGGGACCCGUUGACUACUACAGCCCAGGGGAUGCGUACCCAGACGACACCACCAACCGAUGGAAAGGGUUCAAAGCUCCGACCUCGGGACUCGCUACGGACCGGGCACCGCGGUUUCGCCCCGCCCCAUACACUCGGCCCACCAAGUAAUUGGUGCGUUCCACCGUCACGCGCUGCACCAAUAGCGGCCAGAAGCCACCUGUGAGCCGCCCGCCUGCCGCUCGCGAGUGUGUUUUUAGCCGAUUGAGUGUGAGUGCAAGCAGGGCGCCAGCAUAUUUGCAGACAAGGGAACUUUUAAUUUUGAGAUAUAUUGAGGGGGGGGAAAAAAAAAAAGAAAUGUGUGCAAGUGUUAUCAGUGUCAAUUCUCCACGUAUCAAAUUCUUUUUUUUUGUAGAUUUUGUGUUAUGUUCAUUUAUUUUUUUUUCCUUCGUUCAUUUACUUUUGCUUUGCUUAAGACAAUUAAUUAAUUAAUUAAUUAAUUAAUUGUGUUCUUCCCCUUCAAUCCGUCCUCCAAAAUAACAUUCUGCAAGUCUUAAAUUUAAAUUUUUUGCGGUUAUUAAUGAUUAUUUUUUCUUAAAUUAAUGGUCAGUUCUGUUUUAUUUUUAGUUCGUAUUCAUCUUUAAAUUAAACAUCUCUUUUUGAGACAUUUGUUUUUUUUAAUAGGAAAUAACAUAGACUCACCAAGUUAUUUGGGAAUUGUGUAUUGUCAUUUGUAGAUGUACAAAUUUGUAUGGAUGUUUUCAAGUAUAUCCUAGAAAAGAAUUUUUUUUUAAGUUUCAUCGAUAAAUUUUUGUAGCCUGUAUCACAUAAUUGUGGAUAAAAUUAAGUAGAACUUUUUUAUCGGAUUUUCCUUUUCCAUUGUGUACACUGGACAUUUCCGGCAGAUUAAAAGCCCAUUUCUCGAGACUGAUAUACUGACAGGACCAAAAUUUAUUGAUCUUUGGAGGAAAGACAAUCAGAUCGGAGUCUUGGAAAGCAGUGGAGUGCAUAGGAGUGUGAUGCGACCAAAUUUCUAUUCACGAAUGUGUGUUGGGUGACAUUCCGAGCACUCAUGAGUUGCAAAGUGAUUUUGCCAGUAGAUAAGUUUUCAUUUUACUUAAACAUAACCAUUAGGCUUUUUAAAUUUCUGUGUAGGUUGUUAGUAAAGACAGUGUUUCAAGACUGCCUUGUAGCUUAGUUAGUAUGGGGUGUGGCAAUAGUUGUGAAAUGCCAACAUACAUAAACAUAUUCUGUACAACUUUGCUUUUCUUACCAGUUAGUGUCAUAAUGGUAUGCGUCACAAACAUACUUGAUUCUUGUGGAGACAGCAUUUAACGUUUUGCUCAUGUUUAUUAUUUUUCUUUUCUUUAAUGGUUUUGGGUUUUUAUGUGUGUGUGUAUGAAAGUAAAAGCUACUUAGCUUAAUAGUAGAAAUGCUCUAUGUGGAUAUUUUACUGAAUGUAAAAAAAAAAGAAAACAAUGAAAAUACAUAAAUAAUUGUAAUGUUUAUUCACUGUCCAUUGUAAUACAUGUGGACCUUUAGAUUUAUAUGUAAUUUUAAAAACUUAAACUUAACGUUUAAUAAUAAUAAUAAUGAUUGUUAUAACCUAGAAUAGCAGUUACCGGACAUGAUAAAAAUAAUAUUGAUUUUAUUUUGCAUUUUAAUUUGCUAUUUGCCAUGUAUUAUUUUUUUUUAAUUCAUCUCUGUGACAAGUAAUGAUGCCCCUUAAUAAAGAUGUUGUCUACAAAAA
Molecule: messenger RNA, 2915 nt
Organism: Bacillus rossius redtenbacheri
Lineage: Eukaryota; Metazoa; Arthropoda; Insecta; Phasmatodea; Bacillidae
Product: KH domain-containing, RNA-binding, signal transduction-associated protein 3-like
Exons: 6
Coding region: 41-1336 (431 amino acids)
Biological process (GO): regulation of alternative mRNA splicing, via spliceosome
Cellular component (GO): nucleus
Molecular function (GO): mRNA binding
Source: RefSeq, a predicted model, not a curated record